UUGUGUCUUUUAAUCAAACACCUUUUUGUCCUUGUUGCUUUGUUUUGCCCAUUUCUUUCUCUCUUCUCCCCUUUAUAGCUUCCAUCACUUAUUAUUAAUGUCUUCUUCUUCAUCAGCCUCGUCUUCGUCUUCUUCUGAAGAUGGCAAUGGCAAUGGCAAUGGCAAUGGCCAUGGCGCUAGACGUGGUGGGGGUGAUUUCGAAGGUCCUUCCUUGACUCGUAGACGUGGCAAUAACGAAAUCUGGCCUGGGCCUUUUGUUGAAGAUCUUGUUGUCAAAGUUGCCAUUGAUGCUUCUCGUUCUAUUGGCCGCCUUGCCGCUGCUGGUGCUAUUGCCCAUGUGUUUCAGGUUUGUUCCACUUGGCAAGCUGUCUCUCGGUCUGAUCCACUCUGGCACCGUCUCACAAGCGUCAUAUGGGGUCGCACCCACCGCAUGCACACCACGUGGCAUGAGGAAUACGUAUACCGUCAUCAAACGUCUCAGAAUUUUCGCCUUGGGAGAUCGGUUCACGUGACACUCCACUUCGAUCCAACCGGCGUGGACAUCCCCGACGGGCUGACCUGCCGGUGCCUUACCCUUUCCGAUACCCACCUUGCUUGUGGCUUCGCUGAUGGCACCGUUCGCCUCUUCGACCUCGCCACCCGCCUACACGUUGCUACCUUCCACCCCCAGCACGGGGACCGUUUUGGCCGUUUCUCACGCGCCGUAUCCGGCAUUAUCAUCACGGACCCCAAGAUUAUUUUCGCCACGCUGGAUGGAGACAUCUACGUGGCAAUCAUAGAAGGCCAGCACCAAGCGCGCAGGGCUCACAUUGGAAACAUCGUGGACGACGGUUCAUUGGUGGAUUUCACCGGCUGUGGGCGCUGGUGGGUGGGCCUUUACGCCGGGGUACCCGGCCGUGCUAUCCACAUUUGGGAUGGCAACACUGAAGAGCUCGUUUAUGUAAACACAACUUUAACCGACCGAGAGUCCUUGAGGGGUUGGCAUAUGUUGACUGAGUUGACCGAAGCCAUAGGCCGUGUCAGGGUGACGAGUCAGGAAUCGGCGGUUGCUUGUACGAGUAGUAAGUACAUGGUUUUAGACUUGAGAAACCCAGCGUUUCCAUUGCAUGACAGGGAGAGUGCGAGAGGCUUUAUCGUGAAUUCCUUGGACACGAACAACGAGGCGUUCAUUAUUGUGGACAACCGUGGCAGGGCAAUCGUGCGACGGGCGGACACAUUAGAAGAGUUAUGCAGAUUCAACACACGGCUAGGGAACCUAAUGGGUUGCAUGAACUUGGGGUACGCACUUUUGUGCGCAGCGGGUGUAAUAAGGGUAUGGGGAAUAGAGCACGGGCAAUACUUGUAUAGCUUCGGUGAGAACAUAGGGGCCGUGAACGCGAUGGCGGGAGAUGACCGGCAUGUUGCAGCUGCCAGCAGUAAUUCGACCAUCCACCUAUGGGAUUUUGGUGCACAGUAGGCUGAAGAGUAAGGGUAGGAAUCGAUCCUUUUAGGGCAUAGGCCCCAUGCCAUGGUGGAAGGGAAGGGAGUCAGAAUACGAAAGUCAUUGAUUGAAAGAGAGGGAGAUGUUGACUGUUUUUGGGGACUUUUGUUUAGGUUUCGAAAGAGGAUAAAUAGUGGGGGAGGAUGGUGUCGUCAGUAUUCGAUUGAUGAUUUCCCAUUGGAAACUGGUUUAAUCGGCGUUUUUUUCAGUUAAAAUUAACCAAGGAAAAGACAAAACAAAAGUACAAAAUCCUUUAGUUCCUAUUAGCUCUGAACUAGACCACUUCUUUUAUCUUUUUGCAGUAGUGCUUUCUCUAGUACUUGUAGUCUUGAUUUUAAGGCGAAACUGCCAAACGCUAAGAAAACAAAAUUUUCUUUUUGGGGCUUAUAUUAUUAAUUUAAAU
Gossypium raimondii (Peruvian cotton) is the source of this 1883-nucleotide messenger RNA. Its product is annotated as transcriptional regulator STERILE APETALA. The transcript has 2 exons. Bases 98 to 1456 code for a protein of 452 amino acids. The record is from RefSeq and is a predicted model, not a curated record. Gene Ontology annotation, cellular component: preribosome, large subunit precursor. Gene Ontology annotation, molecular function: protein binding. Lineage: Eukaryota; Viridiplantae; Streptophyta; Magnoliopsida; Malvales; Malvaceae.